This is a messenger RNA of Colletotrichum karsti, 1215 nucleotides long. RefSeq lists its product as uncharacterized. The transcript is spliced from 3 exons. The coding region runs from base 1 to 1215 and encodes 404 amino acids. The record is from RefSeq and is a predicted model, not a curated record. NCBI's taxonomy places the organism in Eukaryota, Fungi, Ascomycota, Sordariomycetes, Glomerellales, Glomerellaceae.
AUGAAGGCCUUCACAGCAUCAGCCUUGGCGGCGGCUCUCUAUGCGGCGACUGGCUCCGCUGAGCCUGUCCAGGCCUGCCCCAACGAUGUUUGCUUCCGCGUCGCCGUUCCGCAGGCGUCGGCUAGCUCUGGCUCCGGCAACCUCUACUUCCAGAUGUCCGCCCCGACUAGCUACCAAUGGGUUGCCCUCGGUACCGGCUCCAGCAUGUCCAACUCCAACAUGUUCAUCAUGUACACCGACGGCGCCGGCAACGUGACCAUCAGCCCCCGUACCGCCCGCGGCCACAACAUGCCGACCGUCUCCCAGAACGGCGCCAACCUUUCCCUCCUCGGUGGCUCUGGCAUUGUGGAUGGCAAGAUGGUCGCCAACGUUCUCUGCACCAACUGCGCUUCCUGGAGCGGUGGUUCCAUGUCCCUGAACUCGGCCACCACCUCCUGGAUCGCGGCCUGGAAGUCCGGAAGCGCCAUCAACUCUGCCAGCAACAGCCAGAGCAUUCAGCAGCACGACGACCAUACCAACUUCAACCUCGACCUGACCAAGGCGACUGUUUCUACCGACAGCAACCCGUUCACUGGAGCGGCGACCGGAGGGAAUGGCAGUGGCGGCGGUUCUACCAGCGGAGGCAGUGGCGUUGUAUUUAACGGUGGUGGCGGCAAGUCUGCCAUUCUUCUCGCCCACGGCGUUAUAAUGUCGAUCGUCUUUAUUGCCUUGUACCCUCUCGGAGCCAUCCUCAUGCCCCUGGUUGGCAAGUGGAUGGCCCACGCUCUCUGGCAGUCCGUUGCGUUUGCUCUGAUGUGGGUAGGCUUCGGCACUGGCUACGCCUACGCCCGCGACAACGGUUAUCUGUUCGCGCAAACCCAUACUCUGCUUGGUACUGUCGUCGUUGCCCUUCUGGCCAUCCAGCCUUUCCUCGGAUACGCGCACCACGCUUACUACAAGAAAUUCCAAACCCGCGGUGCCAUCAGCCACGUUCACAUCUGGUACGGCCGUGCCCUGAUGAUCCUCGGCAUCAUCAACGGCGGUCUCGGUCUCCAGCUGGCGAGCACACCGACCCGAUACGUUAUCGCAUACUCCGUGGUCGCGGCCGUUCUGGGCGUCAUGUGGCUCGGAGCUGCCGUCUGGGGCGAGACGCGCAGGACACCACGCAUGAAGCAGGAACACAGCCACGAGUCUUCAGAGUCUCAGCAGCGCAUUCCCUACCGUCAAAAGAAAUAG